CGAAAUGAAAUGGUCCACAAACCCGACAUCAACCGAAAGUCCUCAGCCCACUCCCGAAUCGGCCUCAUUGAAGUCUCUAGUUGUCGGGUUGGGGGGUGAUGGGGUGGACGAGAUUGGUGAGAUAAAGAAGGAAAAACAUUUUCAUCACUCCUGAGCCCCUCCCUGUCCAGUGAUUUUCGGAUCUGAGGCUUGACAAAGAUCAACUGUUCAAGAUGAAAGUAAUCGGCGCCGCAGUGCUCAGCGUCCUGUUCUGCACGGUCCUGCCAGCAUCGGCAAAAGUAAAAACAGAACACAGGACAGCUUUCUUUGGCGAGGACGUCCACAUCGAUGUCCCACGCGGGAAUGGCAGCGAGGUCAUCUUUAAAUCUGCGACCAGCGAGUCCUACGACAUGCCGCUGAUCACAGCGGGGAAAAGAUGGUUUGUACACGUGCAGAGGUCAGAUAGUAGAUAUGCUGGACAGACGAUGGUAAAGAUGGAGCUGCCAGACUGCGCCUUGGAGCAAAUUGUCAAAUACGGAGAAACCUACUACAUCCAUCUUAGCAACAUUAAAGGACCCAUCACCCUGGAGUUCAGGCCCAGUCCGUCUCAACUUAAUCAGUCAGAGACGCAGUACGCAACCGAGCCUCCACCUGUGGUGCUGUACGACCAGACGGGUGUGUUGGCAGAAGAAUACAUGAAACGCCUCAGCGUGUCGGAGAAGCGUGUGGUGCUGCACUCGGUCAGGAUGACAGAUGAAGGCAGCUUUACAGUAAAAGACAGCGAGGGCAAAGUCAAGAUUCGGACUUGUCUGAAUGUCAGAGGUAAGUGGAGAUCAGAGCUUUACAGCAUCCUGUCGGCUUUAAUCGAUCACUCAGUGUCAAAGGUUUUGAAGCAUCAUUCCUGUUGUCACAGAAGACUCAUUAUUUCUCGCCAUGGUUGUUUUUUCCUUACCCGUCCUCGUCUGUCUCGCUCAGCUUAUAAGCUGCCUCCCCUGACUCUGGCCAUCCUCUCGCUGCUGGGCGUGGUUGCCCUCAUGCUGCUGGCGUGCCUGCUCUCCUGCAUCUAUAAAGUACAUAAGAGGAACGAGAAGAACAAGAAGUUGACGCUUAUUGCUCAGCAGGCUGGCAAGAGUGACGGCGAGGCUUUCAGACAGGAGCCUCACACGGAGCCUCUUCUUGGUGAGAGAAUUGCGUUCUGGCCUCUUUUACUGCUGCUCUCCCUUCUUCGUUUUGGUCUUGCCUUUCAUCUCCUUCUGCCUCUUUUUAUGCAGGGCCUCGAGGUGUCCAAACCGGGCCGCUACCACACUCUCGACUCAGAUAACUUUUUGGAGAUGAGCGACUCCGGAGUCGAGUUCACCAGCUCUGGCCUCCCACUGGACAGCGACACGGAUGCUGCGAUGACCUACGCUUCCCACAAGCCCCUGCUGAAUGCCGCUUCCCCUCCAGCCAUCUCUGAAGGAUCGCGCUCCGAGGGCUUGGAGGCCACUGUGGUCCCUGAUGGCGACCUCAGCGCCAGCCAAACCCCUGACUCUGCCUUGAGCCCCAUCUCUAAUCCUCACUCGCUCGCAGCUGCGACCCCUGAUGGAAGCCUCCGUGGCGCUGCAUCGCCGGGAACCGCCUCCAGAGGCACUGCUGAGUCAGAUACGGCCAAGUCAGAGGGAGGGGCUGAGAGUGGAGAAGGUGAGCAGAAGGAGGAAACGGCCCAGAGCACCUGAGAGGGAGUACCAGGGUGUAUUUUUUUUAAGCUCACCUCUCCCAACAUAUCCACAGUCGUCUGGCAGGAACUUAUCAUAUCUCACACCAUCAAGUCCUUCGUCACUGCAUUUGAAGCUACAUCACAGACAAACGUUAAAGCUUGGCUGCGGAUGUCUAGCCUAGCCUAGAAGAAAAUAACUAAAGCAGCAGAUGCUCAAAACGCACAAUGCAAAAUUUAAAGCUCUGAAAAACGAAAGGUAAAAAUAGAAACCCCUGAGCUGUAUCAAAAGCAGCUCCGUGCAUCUGGAAAAUGCAUGCAUUUAAAUUAAACAUUAGAGUAGCUAUCAUAGUUCAGAUCUACAGGACAUUGCUGACAUUAGAGUAGACUGCAUGCCCGCUAAAGAAGCAUAGGCUUACAAAAGAAGCUGUGAUGACACGAAAAGGGUAAAACACAUUCAUCACUUUUAGGGAAACGGCUGAAGGGGAUCAAAUGAUUUUGAUUCCUGUGAAAACUGGUCAAAAAAAAGGCGACAGCAGCGUGACAGUUUGACAGGUAGAGCCAGCGCGCGUCAAGGAAUCAGACAUUAUGUUCUAGGACCAAGGCUACUAACGACAAUAACGGCAGAGAGCGUCUCCCUUUCCAAUGGCGAAUCUCAAUGCGUUGCCUCUGACAGCACUUUUGUCUGCUCUCACUGCAUCAGACAAACACAGUGAUGAUUGCAUUUCAGCCCACCCACACGCAGCCUCUCUAUUAUUAACAGUACAAGCAUGUCGGAGAGCGCUUCCACAUCUCUGACAAAAGUGCUUGUUUCAGCAGUCAUUUACCCGGGGAAAAAUCUACUCGAGGUAUUAUUUCUCAAAAACCUGCAAAGUGAAACAAGCUAGAUUAGAUUGAGUACCCUACUACCGGAUGGCUGUUUCCCUUUCUCUUAUAUCCAGUGUGUCAAAUCUGCCAAAUUCGAGGCAUCAUCUGGAGAAAACUGCCUAAACGUCCACUUCAUCUCACUCGCACUAAUGAUAAAAGCUAAAAAAAGAGGGAAAAAACACCCAAAAGAGCAACAACUAACUGCAAAAACUGUCCUCAUCUGUUUUACCCACCCAAGGGAGUUGUCACAAGCCCUGUCAGAGGAAAAUAAAAUUCAGAGACUAGCGUUCAACACGUCUGGGGCUUUUGGAACGGCUCCUGAGAACGUAAUUGGAUUCUCGGUCUCUUUGCAGACGGACCAAUUCACGGACACCGUCGAGUGAGGAGCGGUGAUAAAAGAGACGACAGAGAUGGAACAGUGUUCUAUUCGCCGCACAGAUAAAUGACUUGCAUGAUUUAAAGCCCCCUAUUUUCAUCUCAGCCCCAAUCCAUCUCACGGUGCUCCAAUUAUUGUAGCCCGGUUGUUUGCCAAAAUGAAGUGAGUGGAAAGGCACAGUUUGGAUCAGUCUGCGAUAACGAUGCAGCCCGCAGCCUCAACAGAAGGAGGCUGAAUAAGUCGUGAGAAGUGUAAAUGUGUGUGUGUGGAGGGGGUGGUUCGUGCAAACCGAAACAACAUUAUUAGACACUCAGUGCUUCGUAUGGAGGCAUGAGUCAAUUCAACCCAUUAAAAACAGGAAAUUAAAAAGAGGAGAAGAUACAAAUCACAAAUUAAGAGUUAAACUUGUUGCUUGUGCUUUAUGAAUCCCAGCUUAUCACGUAAUUCACUAUAUGAUAGUCCAGUGUUGUUGACUUAGCUGUUACAAUGUUACAAUGUUACAAAGGCAUCGCUCAAAAUCUGUUCAAUCACUGAAGUAAGAGCGAUAUUUAAGUUUAAGUGCUGCACGACCACCUUUCAUCUAAUCAAGGGCAUUCGAAUCGUGAAAUCGUGCUGCAGAUUUGAGCUUAAAAAGUGUGAUUUUAAAAAGAGGCCACAGAAUGGGCUGGAGAUGGAGUCAAAUCUCUUUUAAAUUACACCCUUGAAUAAAAUCAGCUCUUUCUUCGUAUUUUGAAGGGGCUUCUUUUCACAUGGGGAGGUUUUGGUAAAUUAGCGGUCACUUAAGAGCAAUGAAAACAUUUUGUGGGAGAACACACGCAGACGCUACAGGUGAGAAAUGGAAUAAGUGACGGCAGAUAAAACGUUUUUUAAAAGAAGCAUGAACAGAGUCAAUUAAGCUCUCUCCAGCCUAACAACUGCUUCUGACUAAUUGGUUCCCCUUCCUCGCUGUGAAAGGAGCUCGUGGGCUAAUCCAGGUCACUGGAAGCUGAUUUACACCGCUGUACGAGAGCGAGGUGUCUCACGGCGCUGAUGAAACGGCGUCCAGGCAUGUCCUGUCCUCCGCAGGGCCUGACAGUCCGUGAUACCACCAGGGUUGCGUCACAGCAACAUCGGGCGCGCGCUCCACCCUCUGAAUCGCACCCGAACCACGCUUAGCUUCAUCAUCGAGUCCACAUUUCGAUAUCACUAUUAUGGCUGCCAUUGACAGCUGUUAGCAGUACGGCUACCUCAUGCUGUAACCGAAUCAAUGUCAACUGGAAAAGAGAGAUUCACUCCCAGGGUGACUAAUAGCGGCCAGACAGGUGCAGAUAAUCAAUGCCUGGCAAAGAAAAGCACAAAAUUUAACAAGUAAUCCCUUUUAAAUGUUAAAAAGGGUCCAUACUGUAUUUAAAAAGGGUAAAAAAUAAGAAGCAGCUAUUGUAAAUACAGUAAGGUGAUUAGCAAACACAUUAGCAAAAACUUUUUAUUAGCUCGUUCCCUUCUUAUUCAGGAAAACUUGGAAAGUUUAAGUUGCGUAUUUCAGUGUCAUGUGUUUACAAUGACUUGUGUACCCUACAUUAAUGUGACUGAAUGAUUUUAUAUGGCUGUUUUCUAUGGAUGUGUAAACUGAGGGGCUUCCAAAACUCUUGUUAGGUGAGCAAAUUGAUGGUCAGUGGAGUUUCAAUUAAUUCUAAAGCAAUAUUAGUAUUAUAGCACUU
Molecule: messenger RNA, 4612 nt
Organism: Neolamprologus brichardi
Lineage: Eukaryota; Metazoa; Chordata; Actinopteri; Cichliformes; Cichlidae
Source: RefSeq, a predicted model, not a curated record